Messenger RNA from Salvia splendens (bonfire salvia), 569 nucleotides. RefSeq lists its product as uncharacterized. Lineage: Eukaryota; Viridiplantae; Streptophyta; Magnoliopsida; Lamiales; Lamiaceae. Bases 147 to 569 code for a protein of 140 amino acids. The record is from RefSeq and is a predicted model, not a curated record. The transcript is spliced from 3 exons.
AAUUCAAAGAAGAAAAAAAAGGGAAUUUCGAAUUCUUCCUCCCCUCACACACGUCAAAACCGUUCUCCCCUCUCUCCCCACUCCCUUAAAUCUCUCCCACAUCCAAACCACUCAUCCCUUUAAUUUAAUCACCCAACCAAUUCAUUAUGCCUAUUCUACACGUCCUCUGCAGCAAGAAAACCAAGCCUUCUUCUUCACAACUUCAAUUCAAGAAAACCAGAAUUAAAAUCGGGAAAAGAUUCAUCAUCUACUCUUUCAAAAUCCGUCUGCAAAUUGAAGAACUUACCUUCGGGGAGGAAAUCGGGGCGGAAUCGGGGGCUGACCGGAGGCAGCACCUCCCGGCAGCGACGGCGGUGUGCGCGGGGCAGCGGCAUCGCGAUAUCGAUCCCGGUACAGCAGCAGCAACGACGCAGCGGCUAGGUCCAGUGCAGCAGCCUCCUCCCGACGGCAGCAGCAGCUCCUCCCGGCGACGGCUGCACGACCACCGGCAGCGGCACUCCCCGGCUGGAUCGAACAACGACAGCAGCGACGACGUGAUUCCCACAGCAGCGGCGGCCGGCGAAGGGUGA